Molecule: messenger RNA, 11988 nt
Organism: Onychostruthus taczanowskii (white-rumped snowfinch)
Lineage: Eukaryota; Metazoa; Chordata; Aves; Passeriformes; Passeridae
Gene: ROS1
Product: ROS proto-oncogene 1, receptor tyrosine kinase
Exons: 44
Coding region: 1-6942 (2313 amino acids)
Biological process (GO): regulation of TOR signaling; cell surface receptor protein tyrosine kinase signaling pathway; multicellular organism development
Cellular component (GO): membrane; signaling receptor complex
Molecular function (GO): transmembrane receptor protein tyrosine kinase activity; ATP binding; protein binding
Source: RefSeq, a predicted model, not a curated record
AUGAAGAACGCUUGCCUGUGGUUUUUCCCCCUAAAAAGGCUUGUUGCUCUUUGGUGCCUGUGGAUUUCUGCAGUUUACUGUGCUUUCUCAAGGAACUGUCAAAACUUAUGUGCAAGUAACCUGGAAGGAGAACUUGGAAUUACUAACCUUUGCAAUGUUAGUGACAUCACUGGAGCGUGUACACAGGGAUGUCAGUUUUGGAAUGCAACCGUGCAAACUGACUGUCCACUGAAAUGUAAUGAGACAUACACUAGAACAUGUGAGACAGUUUCCUGUAAGUUUGGCUGUAGCUGUGCAGAGGAUGCAUAUGGAGUUGAAGCACUAAGCUACUUGAACAAACCUAGCGCUCCAUUUGCAUCUGCCAUUGGAAACCACAGCAUCACAUUAGGGUGGAAGGCAGCUAACAUCUCUGGGGUGAAAUAUGUUAUCCAGUGGAAGUUCAACAAGCUCCCUGGUGACUGGAGGUACACAGAGGUGGUAUCUGAAACUUCAUAUAGCAUCAAAGACCUUCAGGCCUUCACAGAAUACAUAUUUCAAGUGGUUUGGAUCAUUACAUCUCAGCUGCAGCUCCAUUCUCCACCCAGCCCCAGCUACCGGACACAUGCUUGUGGAGCUCCUGCAACAGCUCCUGUCAUUAAAGACAUUCAGAGUUCAAGUCCAAACACUGUUGAAGUUAGUUGGUCUCCACCACUUUUUCCAAACGGAUUGAUUAUUGGAUAUAACUUGCUCCUGACCAGUGAGAAUCAUGAAUUGCUGAGAUCCUCAAGAAGGCACAGCUUUCAGUUCUACUCCACCUUCCCAAACACAACUUACAGGUUCAGUAUUGUGGCUGUUAAUGAGGUCGGCGCUGGACCCCCUGCUGAAGCCAACGUCACCACCCCAGCAUCCAAAGUUAAGGAAAAAGCAGCAUGGCUCUUCCUUUCCAGAAAAGAGUCUUUAAGGAAGAGAUACACAGGACAUUUCCUUGAAGCUGCUCAGUGCCUGCCAAAUGGUGCUGUACACCACAACAUCACAGGUAUUUCUGUGAAUAUUUAUCAGCAAGUUGUCUAUUUUUCUGAAGGGAAUUCUAUCUGGGUGAAAGGAGUUGCAAAUAUGUCUGAUGUAUCUGACCUAAUGCUCUUUUAUGCUGGCUGGGGGAAUAUUGUGUCCAUCUCAGUAGACUGGCUUUAUCAGAGGAUAUACUUUGUCAUGAAUGAAAAGAUACAUGUGUGCCACUUAGAGAACUGCACGGUAGCUGAAGACAUCACUCCUCUUUACGUGAGGUCCCCUAGGCAGGUUAUAGCUGAUCCCUAUAAUGGUUAUAUCUUCUGUCUCCUGGAGGAUGGCAUAUACAGAGCAAACCUUCCUCUCUUUCCUGGCACUGCCUCCUCAGCUUCACUGGUGGUGGGAUCCAGUGCUCUGAGAACCUUCACGAUUGACUUCCAAUCUAAAAGACUCAUUUUCUUCAACAAAACAGAACAGGCCUUUGUGUCAGGUUUUCUUGAUGGUUCAGAGUUUCACACACUGAGAUCACACGUGCCAUUUAAUGAUAUGGAGAGCUUCAUUUACAAGGAUGACUCAUUUACAGUCACAGAUGGCUCAGCAGUUUUCCAUGAAGAGGUCUCUCCAGUGGGAAGUUCUAGCUUCAAUGAGUACAUUGUGGACUGCAAUUUGCUGUACCCAGAGUAUUUUGGCAUUGGCAACUUGGUUGUCUAUGGGCCAUCAACUCAGCCUUUUCCUUUACCAACUGCUCCUCACCUUGUCACGGCUCUAUUUGGAUUGGACCAAGCUGUGAUCAGCUGGAGACCGCCUGAACACGCCAUUGGAACCAGUUUAUCUGCUUGGCAGAACUGGACCUAUGAUGUGAAAGUGUCACCUCAGCACCCAUUUGAGGAGGAAUGGGUUGUCUCAAAUAUUUGUAACACAAGGUUUACAGUGAAUGAGCUGGCCAGCUUCACAGCAUAUGAGGUGUCAGUCAGAGCUGUGUCUCCUGCUGGUGCAGGGCCAUGGUCAGAGUCAUUUAGAGGUACAACUUUAGAAGAAGCUGAAGAAGAACCAUAUAUAUUGGCUGUGGGCCCUGAGGGUCUCUGGAAGCAGCAAUUGGAUAGCUACAGGCAAGGAGAACUCCUCUAUCCUCAUAUAAGAAAUGUUUCAGACCUCGACUGGUAUAAUAACACUCUUUAUUGGAUUAAUUCCAUGGGGGAAGUUCAGACCUGGACAUUGAACAAAAGAAAGGGUACCAGUGAGAACACUUAUGUAUCUGACGUCAGAAAUGCAAGGAUGUUGGCCUUUGAUUGGUUGGGUCAAUGCUUGUAUUGGGCUGGCAAAGCAAAUACGAUCUACAGAAAAUCGCUGUGGGGAGGCCAUAUAGAUGUUGUAGCUCAUGUUGUGUUCCCAGUGAAGGAUCUAGUUGUGGAUUCAGUAAAUGGCUAUUUGUACUGGGUCACGAUGUAUUCAGUGGAGAGCACAAGAUUGAAUGGAGAGGAGUACCUCAUGUUACAAGAGCAGCUACAGUUUUCUGGUAAACAGGUGGUUGGUGUAACUUUGGAUCUCACCUAUGGUGUUCUUUACUGGCUUGUGCGAGACAGUCUAUAUCUAAACCUAUACAGAGCUCCUCUCUGCAAAGAAGGUUGUAGUAAUGCCAUCAUCACGGAAUUUGCAGCAUGGAGUACUUCAGAAAUAUUUCAAGGUGCACUGGAAUACUACAGUGGUCGCCUGUUCUGGAUUAAUCGGCUUCAGUUCAUUACAGUCCAGGAAAUCAAUCAGAGCCUUAGCAUUCCCUUCUCACAACCAGCACAGUUUACAGCCUUUACCCUUGUUCAGGCAUCACUUAAACCUUUGCCAGGAAAUUUUACUUCUACACCAAAAGUGAUUCCGGAUUCAGUGCCAGAGUCUUCUUUCAGAGUUAAAGGAAAUUCUACAAGUUUCCACAUCACUUGGAGUCCCUCCACAACAGUGGAAUGGGGAACUGUCUUUUACUGCGUGGGAUCAAAAGCUCUACAAGUGAGGACUCUGGAGAGUGAAGGAUGCCUUCACCCCCAUAAUCUGACAGUGCCAUCCUACCAAGUGGAUUGGCUGGAACCAUUUGCACUCUUCGAUUUUACUGUCACUCCAUACACAUACUGGGGCAAGGCACCAAUGACAUCUGUAUCCCUUCGGGCCCCUGAAGGAGUUCCUUCAGCACCUAGGAACCCUAGAAUAUAUGUGUUACAAAAUAACCUACAUGGAAGUGAUGGGAAAGUCCUUGUGGAGUUCAGGUGGGACAGACCUGAAAGGGAUAAUGGAAUAUUAUUGCAGUUCAGGGUUUACUAUCAGUUAGUGAAUCGGAGCAGCACUACUGGCACUUUCAUGGAGUGGAUUGAAAGCAAUGUUAAACCCACCCAGAUGCAGUUUUUUCUCAAGGAUGUGCUUCCCAGCCUCACAGUAAGGUUUCAGGUGCAGGCCUUCACCUCUGUAGGUCCAGGACCUUUGUCUGAUAUGGCAGAGAGGAAUUCAUCAGAUCUUUUCCCUAUCCCAACUCUAAUAACCAUUUCUGCCAGCAAGUUGUUUCUUACUGACAUAGACAGUGGUCAUACCACAUGGGAACUGUCAGCCAAGACUAAUGUAAAGGACAUCUGUUAUACUGCUAGUGAUGACAAAGCAUACCAUAUCACUGAAGAUUCUCUUUUUAUUCUCAAUAUACAGAAUGCUUCAAUGUUUCAGUUUUUCAAAGAUGCGUGUCUUCACAAUGUCACAGCCAUCACAGUUGACUGGAUUGCAAGGCAUCUCUUUGUUGCCCUGAAAACACCACAGAAUGAAACUCAAAUAUUUUUUAUUGAUCUUGAGCUCAAGAAAAAAUCUCUAAAAGCCUUGAACAAGCAGCUCAGCAAAAGUAAUUCAACUGUAUCAUCUCUGUUGUCAUAUCCUUUCUUAAGCCGCUUGUACUGGCUGGAAGAAUUUGAAAAUGGCAGUCACGUGUUUUAUUAUGAUAUUCUGAACAACACCGUGCACCACAUCUUGGGACAUGGAUUAAUAGAAAAACAGAUGAGGAACUACUGCACCUGUAACAUCACAGAAGCAGAGCUGGGAAGACCUAUGAGUAUAGAUCUGUCUGACUCCAAGAAUCCCCAGCUGCUUUUCAUCAGAAGAAGAGAUGAAAUAUGGGCCUCAGAUGUGGAUGGUUGCCACUGCUGGAGAACCCUCAGAAUACCAAGUAUUGAAGGUAAUAAAAUUGGCAGCUUGACUGCCGAUAAGAAAUUUAUAUACUGGACCGCUGAAACAAAGGAAUACACUGAAAUUUGGCUAACAGAUAAAGAAAGCAGAAGACACUUUCUUUACAAGAGAGCAAACCACUUGCUGAAAAUCUUAGCUUACAGCUCAGCAGCACAAUCUUAUCCAGAUAAAAGAUGCCUGAUUCUCUUGCCAGACACUGAGAAACCUACUAUCCUUGCUAUGACCAACACCAGUUUUACAUUAAGCUUGCCAUCUGUCACACCACAGCAGCUCUGCCCUGGCAUAUCCCAGCCUACGCCGACGUACCUGGUGUUUUCCAGACAAAUGACAAACAUAUGCAGGAACACAAGACAAUGUUUGUCUGCUCCACAGCAAACAAUAUUGGAAUAUCAGGGUCCUAUUGCUGUCUUAGAGAACCUACAGCCAUUUUCGAGUUAUGCCAUACAAGUUGCAGUGAAAAACUACUAUUCAGAUGAGGAAGUGCUGCCUGUGGGAGAAGGAACAGUUGGCACAACUCUGUAUGGAGUACCAGAGGUAGUUAACACUAUUAAAACAUUAGUUUUGUCUGACACCACCAUCAACAUAUCCUGGACUGAACCUCUGAAGCCAAAUGGACCUCUUGAAUCCAUCCGUUAUCAAAUCUCUGUCAAUUUAUUGCCUCCUAUCCCGGCGACACCUUUGCGAAAAAGUGAAUUUUCAAAUGGGAUGCUUGCCUGGUCUGUCAGUGGGCUCCAGCCUGGAACAAAUAAUUCAUUCAAGGUUCUUGCUUUUCAUCCUGAUGAGAACUGGUUUUCUGAAAGUGUCCCUGUCAUUGCAAAAACUUUUGAGACUCCAGCUGCACCUAUCAACAUAGUCCCCAGAAACACCAGUUUCCAGCUAGAAUGGAGAGCUCCUCUGCACAUCAGUGAAAGCAGCUUCUGGUUUGAGCUGCACAAGUGGCCAACAGAAAGUGACUGGUUUUCUCCUGCAAACACUACAUGCAUAGGAAAUCUUGUUUACAAAUGCAACCUCACAGGAACUCUUCCUUGGACCAACUACUUUGUAAGAGUAACAGUAGUUUACAUUACAGGAGUGAAAAGCACUUCCUCUUCGACAAGUUUUAAAACUACAGCUGGUGUUCCCAGUAAGCCAGGAGUUCCUAAAAGAGCCGAAGACUCCAAAAACUCUUUACAGUGGGAAAAGGCUGAUGACAACGGAAGCAAACUGUCCUACUACAUCUUAGAGAGCAGGAAACAUUCUGGCAACAGUAGUGAUGUGAAGUCCACGUGGGAGGUAGUUUACAAUGGCUCCUGUGGCAGUAUUUGCACAUGGAAGGCCAAGAACUUGGAAGGAACUUUCCAGUUCAGAGCAGCAGCUGCAAAUGUGCUGGGACUUGGUGAAUACAGUGACAUUAGCAUGGAUAUAAUUUUGAGUGAAGAAAAAAUGAUGCCCAUGGGCACCAUCAUUGCCAUUGCUUCUGUGGCUGGAGUUGUUGUGCUGUGUUUGGGUGUGGUCACACUCUUCAGUUUUGUAUGGAAACAAAGACUGAAAUCCAGAAAACCGGCCUUGCCUGGACAGAUAGUGUUUAUCAAGGAAGACAAAGAACUAGCUCAACUCAGGGGGAUGGCUGAGACAGUGGGACUAGCCAAUGCCUGUUAUGCCAUACGCACUCUUCCUUCUCAAGCAGAGAUUGAAUCACUGCCAUUUUUCCCUCGGGACAAACUCAAUUUACACAAAUUGUUGGGAAGUGGAGCAUUUGGAGAGGUGUAUGAAGGGACUGCAGUAGAUAUCCUGGCAGAUGGAAGUGGAGAAUCCAAAGUAGCAGUCAAGACUUUGAAGAAGGGUGCGACAGACCAUGAGAAGAGCGAAUUCUUGAAGGAGGCACACUUAAUGAGCAAAUUUGAUCAUCCUCACAUUCUGAAGUUACUCGGUGUGUGUCUGUUAAAUGAACCUCAGUAUCUUAUACUGGAGCUGAUGGAAGGAGGGGAUCUACUUAGCUAUUUACGAGGAGCCAGAAAGAAAAAGCUCCAGAGCCCUUUACUGAGAGUCACUGACCUCUUGGAUAUAUGUUUGGAUGUUUGCAAAGGCUGCGUCUAUUUAGAGAAAAUGCAUUUUAUACACAGGGACUUGGCUGCUCGCAACUGUCUUGUGUCUGAGAAGGAAUACAGGCGUUCAUCCCGGAUAGUAAAGAUUGGUGAUUUUGGACUCGCCAGAGACAUCUAUAAAAAUGAUUAUUACAGAAAAAGAGGAGAAGGUCUACUCCCUGUCAGAUGGAUGGCUCCUGAAAGCCUUAUUGAUGGUGUCUUUACGAGUCGCUCUGAUGUCUGGGCUUUUGGAGUACUAGUGUGGGAAACAUUAACUUUGGGUCAACAGCCAUAUCCAGGUUUGUCCAACACAGAAGUUUUACACCAUGUACGAUCAGGAGGAAGGCUGGAAUCUCCAAACAAUUGUCCUGAUGACCUAUGUGAUUUAAUGAAAAGAUGCUGGUCCCAAGAACCUCACAACAGACCUACUUUCUCUUGUAUUCAUGACAAACUGCAAGAGAUAAGACACUCUCCACUGUCCUUCAUCUGCUGCCCUGAAAACAGAGAGGCAUCAGCUGGAGUCAUCAAUGAAGCUUUUGAAGAUAAUGAUAUCCCACGUGCAGAUUCAGACAGCAUUCUUUCAGCCACACUAAUGGAAACAAGGAAUCAAGAGGGCUUAAAUUAUUUGGUACUAGUUAAAGAAGGCAACCCAGAUGAAGAAAGCAUCAAUUCUGCUAAAAUUAGUUAAGUCUGGUUACCACUGUUUAAGAGACUGAAGGAAGAGAAAAAACUCUUCAAAGAAGACAUAAGCCAAGGAAAAUAUUCUGUAUGUCAUCAUACUUACAGAGGUGUCUGAAAAAAAAAACCAAACUCCAAACAAUUCUUUAAUAAAACUACCAGAAAACAUAAAAAGGCUCUGAAUGGUGUGUAUCAGGAUAAGACAGCGAUUACAUAGCCUUUGAUUCUCUACUUGUCAUGGUUUGGGUGCUUCACAGGAGAUAGUUUAAAGCACAAAAACUUGUAUCAGACAGUAAGGGAUUUUACUGUGGUAAGUUUAUGCACUCACAUAUGCCUCAGCCACAAGGCAGUCCUUCCAAAAAGGGAGUACUGGUAUGCUGCUUUAAAGAACAGACCACUUGUUUGUGAAUAAAACCAAACAGUUGAAGUCUAGCUUCACUGUGCACAAACAGGAUUUUGCAAACUGAAAAAAACAACACAAAUACCAAACUCCAAAUCAGAAAGCAGCUGAAGAAGGGUGACCAGGUUGUCCACUGCUGCAGGUGGUCUGUUUCCCUAAUUAAUUUAAACAAAUGUUUGCAAUCAUCUUGCAGUUGCAUAGCAAUUGAUCUGACAGUCUGGACAGUCCUGUUUUCUUACAUUUUCUCUCCUUUCAUUUUUCAAUGUUCAUCAUCCUUGUUUAUUUUUUAUCAUACUGGGUAAAAAGAGGUAAUCUUCCUUGGAGUGUUUGGAGAUCAACUCAAAGUAUAUAAUAAAAUUUCAUACAAGUAGUCAUUGAAUAAAAGUCAGCAAUAAGCUUUUUCUAACCUUUCAUCAUGAGCAGUAGUUUGCAAAUUAUACAGAGCUAUUCACUGACAUAUUUCAGGAAGCUAAAAACAUGCUAUAAUUUUAUGCAAAUAUUUUAUAAUGGGGCACACAGGAGAGUAGUAAAGGUUCCAUCUGAUGUCAGAAUGUAUAUAUUUGUAAGAAGCAACUUCACUGCAAUCAAACUUCAAAAGUUUCUUAAACGGAGAUUCAACACAAAUGAAAAAAAAUUUGGAGUCUCAACAUUUUACUGAAAUGAAAUAGAAAUUUCUAAUUUUGAAUUAGGAUUCUUCAAAGUUCCUGAAAAAGCUCUUUCAAGAAUUAUAUAAAUAUUUUUCUUCAUCUACAAAUUAGUGCAAAAGACAGAUUUGCUAAUAAAUACAACUGCAGCACUUCGCUAUGCUCACCAGACCAUGAGCAAUGGAUAAACAAAUACUGUAUUAUGUUUCCUUCCUCUUUGAGUGCUGCUUGAUUGGUUGUACAGUGAUUCCUUCCAUUUCAGUAAUUUAAAAAUUACUAAUGUUUGCUAACCUAUGGCAUGUGCUGGCCAGAAACCAGGAGGAUCUCUUUUCUGUAGCCACCACACUUGAAUGUGUUCUGUGUGCAUAGUUUGACUUAAGUCAAGAAGACUGCUCUGUCAGCAAGCCACAGACAAAGGUUUUGAACAACAGGACUCCAUACAAUAGCUUUUUCUUUAGCAGGAGAAAUCUUCAAUCCUCCCAAAAUUUUGUAAAGACAAUACCUUUGACAGGCCUCAUGAGCACCUGUGAUGUGAUAUCCCAAGUCAAUUCGGUUUUGUGUAGGUCUGCAUUAAAAAAUCAUCAUGGAAGAGCCUAACCAACAUGUGUAAACUGGGUUAGUGGGAAAGAUGAGCAUCAGGGACAGAGAGCAGUCAGGGGUAACGCCCUCCAGGUCUUGAAGCAGUCACAAAUACACAAAGCAGUACAGAAGGAAAAAGGGGAAGGUAAUUCUUGUUGUGUUCACAUUUUGCAAGUGUUGCAAGGCAAACCUAGUUUUAAUGAAAAAAUUAGCACAACAGGGUGGGAAAGAAGUGUCAAGUUUAAUAUGCUGCCAAUAAACGAAAUCUUAGAAUAUUGACCAGCUAUCUAUGCAUUUUGUAUCUGAUAGUAUGAAAAAUGUUUUCGACAGGACAAAAAAUUAACUUAUUGAUCCAAAUUUCAGGUGAAUUCACUUGUUGAAUUCAGUGGAAGACACAAUACCUACCCUUCCCAGUAGUUGCAGUCAUCUGAAUCAUGCUCAGUGAUACAGUGUGAGCUCUGAGCAUGGCCCUACCCAUACACUGGCCAAAACUCCAUUGUCCCUCACUCAUUUUCCUGCCUUAGAGAAGUAAGUAUGCAAAUGCAACUAUUCCAUUGAGUUAUGGUAAAGCUGAAUUUGAUGCAGGCAAACUUAGCCUCCCGCCAUGCAUCCACCAAUGAUUCUACUUGAAGAGAGUUUCUUAAGCCCUCAUACUUCUGUUUCACCCUUCUCCUAACACAUCUUCAUGAUUUUACCUUCUCUGUAUUAUUGAGGUGUUGCUUCCUCUCCUCAUUCAAACUCUUCUUGAUUAUUCAUGUCUUUCUCAGCAACACUUAGUCACUAUCAGGAGGUCACUGCUUGCAUUCCAGCAGACAGGUCUGAUGGCAGUUUUCAUGCUGCUUUUUUGCCAGAGUAGGAAUGAAAGACCGCUUAAACACAUUCUCUCUUGGGCAGGGAAAUGGGUACUAUCUGGCCUGUGUUAGCCUCUAGUUUUUACCUCCUCCUAUCACAGAUCAAGGGAAAGAGUAAAAAAACCUUUGAGUUCAAAUGUCUUGACUUGCUUGGCUACGGAUUUUAAAUAAGUAUAGAUGGAUCUAAAGAUGCUAACAUCAUUUAAAGGAAAGGAUGGUAUAAGGCAUGUGGACCCAGUUUUCAGCUGCUGUAAAUGAGGUUAGAUAUGUUAAGCUAAGCUGAUUUUAUACAGCAGUAUAAAAUCUGUCUCCAAAUGUUUAGCUUAAAUUUGUCCUGAGACAUGUAGGCCCAUGCCCAGCCAGUUCCUAAAAAAAGGAGGACUAAUCUCUUUAAGUCUCCUCCAUUUUAUUGCUGAGCAUGACAUUUCAUGGCAUGGAAUACCUCUGGUUAAUUUGAGUCAUCUGCCUGGUUGUGUCCCCUCCCAAUGUCAGUCUAUUCACUGGGGAGGGGGCACAGAGUGAGAAGCAGAGAAGGCUUUGAUUUUGUGCAAGAACUUUUCAGCAAUAUCUAAAAUAUUAUUGUGUUAUCAGUAGUGUUUUGGUUGCAAAUCUAAACUACAACACAAAAUGAGCUGCUGUGAAUAAACUCCAACCCGGUACAAUCUCUAAGCUGCUGGGCAGAAAAGAUAUGUACUCCCAGGCACGGACCAGGAGAUGCCCCAGGUGAGUCUCUGGGCCGUAGCCAAUUCCUGUCUCAGGCUCUUCAGUGUUCCUUGAUGCCAGCACAAAGUCUGAGCAGCAGUGGUGAGCACGCUGCAUGCAAAUGAUGCCACACACACAACCCAUGAGUGCUGGGCUCCCAAACGGCCAUGGCUGAACUCUGAGCUGUGCUUGGAUAGACAUGGGUAUAUCAUGUCUCUUUAGCUGGUUUGUCUACAGACUUGACAUGCAUAUGAAUAGGUGAAAAAUAUUCUACUUCUGGCUGUAAUCAGAAUUUCCUACAACCCAACACAAAUGGUGUGGUUAUUAAUUAAUGUUUGCAAAUUAUUUUGUAAAUGUGAAGGGCCAUGGCAGAUGUUACUGAUUUACUAAGUCAGAAUUUUCAGUCUUCUGAAUUUUAAGUCUUCUCUCUUCAAGUCUACAGCAAGUGGUAGUACCCAGCCAUCAGUGCAUUUCUGUUUUUCAGGGUUGAUUGCAAGAGCUUUUGAGCUGGCACAUACUGAUGACCAGAGCUAUCCAAAACCCAUGUACCUCAUGCUUUUUAUUUGGCAUCCAUGAUCAGGAUACUAUGAAAGAAAAAGAAUUUUUUAUGACAAGAAUAUUGAGUUCUUAUUAGGUCAAAGAUAAAAUUAUGGAAAUGUCCAUGUAACUGAGAGAUAUGCCAGGCUCUAGCAGGAUCAUUCUCUGAUUCCCAUGUGCCACAGAGGGAGUGCCCAGUGACAUAAGCUAUGGGAAUGUGGCUGUCAAGAGGUCUGAAGGGAAAAUUUAUACAGCUUGAAAGGAUGAUUUGUUGAGAUAUGAAAGGCAAAAUACAUCCUUUGUUUUGUCACUUUGGACAAAAAAACUUUGGGUGUCAAGAUGAUUUCUUUGCCUUUUAUAUAUUUAACAUUCAGAUCUCAUCUUCUCCGGGAAACUUUACUGUCAUUCAUUCAAUGGCAUCAUCACAGGAUUUGGGAAACAAAAAUGACCACCAGAAAAGCAGCAGGUUGUAUAGCUACACUGCUAACACAAGUUUUUUUAUGUUAGUCUUUGUUAGUUGCAGAAACUCAAAAGUGGUGAGGACAAGAAAGUCAAGGACUAAAUUCACCUCAGCUUAGCUUGUCUGAGAACUACAAGCCAGGGUCCAGCACUGAGACUAAAGUUGUUGUUCCUCGGCUUUCCUGGUACCCUAGAUAACAGAGCCCAGUAACACCCUCUGGAUCACCACGUCCCUCAAAAUUUGCUUCUCUUGUCCCUUGUACAGAAGGGCACAAAUAUACCAACAGCAGAGUCACUGUACCCUUGCAUGAUGGUUUUCAGCAAAGUUUAACUAUCUAUUUGAAUUGACUAAUGUCUCCAGGUUAUUUCCUCUUUUAAAAAAAAUUUCUUUGCCAUCUGUGGCAUGCUGUCUGUGAUGAGUUGAGUCCUCAGGUGUGGCUUUACUGAGCAUAACCAGGUGAAAUUUAUCUUCUUUAAUGUGGGUUUAGGACUAUGUAUUUUAAUGGUGAAGGCAAGCUUUAGAUUCAAAUUUACCUCUUUCUACACAGAGUUGAUAUUAAUUCAGCUACGCCUGAAAAAGGAUGUUGCAGAAAAGUAUGUCUGUAAAAUAGCCCUGGCAGGUCUGUUAAUGGUUAAAAAAUUCUAACUCACUUUCAUUUAAUUAGUUCUUGAAAACCUUUGUUACACACACAAUUCUAGUUGCAGAAGAUUGCAAAUCAAAAUUGGAUUUUUCAAACAAUCAUGGCUCUAUUCAUAAUGACACUGAGCAACUCUAACUGUUAUUAUGCUUUAACUCUAAAAAAUAGCCAGAAACCCAGGGUAUCAAAGCCAAGUAAAGAUGCCAAAAUAUUGUUGUUAUUGCUACUGACAUAACUGAUACUACU